AUGGAAGGUGUCUCAAACAUCGGUGUUUGUGGCUUUCAAUGGGUUGAUUGCUCUGGAUUAACUCCAUGCGAUCAAACGGAUAGUAAUUGUCCUGAACCCGAUCAGAUUUGCGUGAACCAUCCCCGAUGCAAUAGUCUUCCUGUUUGUUAUCCUGCAUCAAUGAUUCACUCAACAGUUUGUCCACCAAUUAAAACAAGUACUGUAUCUACAACUGAAACUGUCACUACAACUGAAAAAUUUGCGUUCAUUCCAUUACGCGGAAGCAAUGUCGAUAUUCCUUCAAAUGCACAGUGGCAACCAGAAGGUAUCACAGUAGCUGAAGGCUAUCAAUUGUCCAAUGGAACAAACAUAACCAAUAAUCUCUACUACCCGAUGGGUAUAUUUGUUGCAGAUGACCAAACAUUUUAUGUCACUGAUCCAAACAAUAAUCGAGUUAUGGAACUCAGAUUAGGCGUAACCAGUGGAAAACUUGCUGCUGGUGGAAAUGGCAGAGGUAGUGAGGCUCAUCAAUUAUCCGGCCCAACAGAUGUAAUUGUUGAGAAAGAAACAGACAGCCUCAUCAUUUGCGAUUCGAAUAAUAAACGAGUAGUUCGAUGGCCUCGUGUUAAUUCUCAAAGCGGAGAAACCAUAAUAUCAAAUGUCAGCUGCCAUGGUUUGACAAUGGACCAAGAUAGAUCGUUGUAUAUUGUUGGCUAUGACACAGAUGAAGUGAGACGAUAUCGAAAAGGAGAAUCGCAAGGUACCGUAGUUGCAGGUGGUAAUGGCCGUGGAAACGGUGCCAACCAACUCAAUUGGCCACAAUACAUCUUUGUCGACCGAGACCGUUCAAUCUACGUAACUGAAUGGUAUAGUAAUCGUGUGACGAAAUGGGUAGAAGGUGCAAAAGAAGGAAUCGUUGUUGCAGGUGGUAAUGGACGAGGAAAUGCUCUUAACCAAUUAGCAGGUUCUCAAGGAGUCCUUGUCGAUCAAUCAGGCUCUGUAUAUGUAGCUGAUGGCGGCAAUGGUCGAGUUGUUCGUUGGCCCUUAGGAGCUAAAGAAGGUAUUGUCAUAGCUGGCGGAAAUGGACAAGGAAAACAAUCAAACCAACUCAGUUAUGCAUAUGGUAUGUCAUUUGAUCGACAGGGCAAUCUUUACGUUGUUGAUCAUUGGAAUCAUCGAGUGCAAAAAUUCAAUAUCGCCUAA
Molecule: messenger RNA, 1182 nt
Organism: Rotaria sp. Silwood2
Lineage: Eukaryota; Metazoa; Rotifera; Eurotatoria; Philodinida; Philodinidae
Source: the annotation of a GenBank genome assembly